Molecule: messenger RNA, 1456 nt
Organism: Abrus precatorius (Indian licorice)
Lineage: Eukaryota; Viridiplantae; Streptophyta; Magnoliopsida; Fabales; Fabaceae
Product: auxin transporter-like protein 4
Exons: 8
Coding region: 17-1456 (479 amino acids)
Cellular component (GO): plasma membrane
Source: RefSeq, a predicted model, not a curated record
CUGGAUAAAGGAGGUAAUGGCUUCUGAGAAGCAUGCAAAGGAAGCAAUAGUCACAAACAUAGAUGAUGAAAUUUGCAAGGAGGAAGAGAAAUUGCAAAACAAGUCCAUGUUCAGUGUGAAGAGCCUCCUCUGGCAUGGUGGCUCUGUGUGGGAUGCAUGGUUUAGCUCUGCCUCAAAUCAAGUGGCUCAAGUGCUGUUAACACUGCCAUAUUCUUUCUCUCAAUUGGGCAUGGUAUCAGGGAUCUUGUUUCAGGUGUUUUAUGGGCUCAUUGGAAGCUGGACAGCGUAUCUAAUCAGUGUCCUUUAUGUGGAGUACCGCACCCGAAAGGAAAAGGAAAAUGCUAGUUUCAAGAACCAUGUCAUUCAGUGGUUCGAGGUGCUUGAUGGGUUAUUGGGUCCAUUUUGGAAGGCACUUGGGCUAGGCUUCAACUGUACAAUGCUUUUUUUUGCAGCUGUGAUACAGCUUAUAGCAUGUGGAAGUAACAUCUACUACAUAAACGAUAAAUUGGACAAAAGGACUUGGACCUAUAUUUUUGGAGCUUGCUGUGCCACCACUGUGUUCAUACCCUCCUUUCACAAUUAUCGUAUCUGUUCAUUUUUGGGUCUUGGAAUGACCACUUACACUGCAUGGUACAUGACUAUUGCAUCCAUUAUUCAUGGCCAGGUAGAAAAUGUGACGCACUCGGGUCCAACAAAGCUAGUCCUAUACUUCACCGGAGCCACCAACAUUUUAUUUGCUUUUGGGGGGCAUGCAGUAACUGUAGAGGUUAUGCAUGCGAUGUGGGAGCCAAAAAAGUUCAAAUACACAUAUUUGUUUGCAACUUUGUACGUUUUCACACUAACAAUUCCUUCUGCAAGUGCCGUUUACUGGGCUUUUGGGGAUGAACUACUAAACCAUUCCAAUGCUUUCUCUCUCCUUCCCAAAACUGGCUUCCGUGACCUCGCUGUAUCCCUCAUGCUCAUUCACCAGUUCAUCACAUUUGGGUUUGCGUGUACUCCACUAUACUUUGUGUGGGAGAAGUUAAUUGGGAUGCAUAGCACAAGAAACAUUUGUCUUAGAGCACUAGCAAGGAUGCCAGUGGUGAUACCCAUUUGGUUUUUAGCAAUACUCUUUCCCUUCUUUGGACCCAUAAACUCUGCAGUUGGAGCUCUAUUGGUUAGUUUCACUGUCUACAUCAUCCCCACCUUAGCCCAUAUGCUCACUUACAGAAAAGCCUCUACAAGACAGAAUGCUGCUGAGAAGCUGCCAUUCUUCAUAGGAAGUUGGACUGCAAUGUAUAUCUUGAAUGGGUUUGUUGUGAUAUGGGUUUUGGUGGUGGGAUUUGGGUUUGGAGGAUAUGCUAGCAUAACCAACAUCUUGAAACAAAUUAACACAUUUGGGCUAUUUGCAAAGUGCUACCAAUGUAAGCCCUCAACACCACCCACUCUAGCACCAACACCCCCUCGUGCUCAUUGA